AUGCAGCCCUUCGUCAACCACUACCCCACUACACCACUCAAACACUUCAAGAAAUUCUUCGCCAAUUGCGUGCUGACAGCUGCCGUCCAGUCACCCAAACAACACGCUAUAACCCGCAUCCACAAACACAACAUGUCUUCUGGAUUCAGCAACACCGACACCGGCUCCAAGAAUGCCGACCCCUACACACAGAAGAACAAGGAGGAGCCUUCCUUGAAGGAGAAGGUUGAGGACCUCCUCAGCUUCGUCGACAAGACCAAGUUCUGCCUCUUGACCACACACGUCGCAGACAGUGAUCUGUUGGCUUCAAGAGCUAUGGCUGUAGCCGCCAAGGAAGCAAACGGCCUCGAUAUCCUUUUCCACACCAACACCGAGUCUGGCAAGACCGACGAUCUCAAGGAAGACUCUUCCGUCAACAUUGGUUUCAUCAACAACUCUGGCGAGUGGGCGUCCAUCUCCGGCAAGGCGACCAUUGAGACAGACCGCGCUGUUGUCAAGAAGCACUACUCACCAGCUCUGAAGGCUUGGAUUGGUGACCCUUGGUGAUGGCAAGCAACGAUGGGUGGUCCAGAGGACUCCCGUAUCGGCAUCAUCUCGUGUCAAGGUCAGCACUGCUCAGUAUGCUACAUUCGGAGAAGACUCAGAUCGGGCGGAUUCAUCGAGCUGGCAAAGGGUGUUGCUACGGAAGAGUCCCCAAGCGUGAACAAGCUGAGCACAUCGGCGAGGUAGAGUUUCAGCAAAUGGAAGUCGCAGUAGAAUAUAACGGAGCCCGUUCCCGCAUUAGAAUAAUUGCCGGCACCUACAAUGACCGGAGUCUUGAGCAGAAGACAGUUAAAAUGAAAUCACAUUGAACAAAAAA
Molecule: messenger RNA, 859 nt
Organism: Parastagonospora nodorum SN15
Lineage: Eukaryota; Fungi; Ascomycota; Dothideomycetes; Pleosporales; Phaeosphaeriaceae
Exons: 3
Coding region: 1-546 (181 amino acids)
Source: RefSeq, a predicted model, not a curated record